CCGUCAAAUAUAUGGUCGUGAACGUGCAGCCGCAGUGUCCUACUAUACUCACUUGUUCCUCUCAUCUCGCCCAGGAAUACAGCUACACAGUAUGAAGUUUCUUGGCGUCGCCCUAACGUGCCUAGUCCUCUGGAAGGGUGCAAUCGCGCAAAAGGAUCUCUUGGGGCGACUGCCCAACUGUGCGACACGUUGUUUGGAGGCUACUUUACCUUCAAGCAAUUGCUCGCGCAACGAUAUCGGCUGUCUUUGUAUCGAUGUCACAUUCCAGACAGCAUUAGCAGGGUGCAAUGCCCUGAAUUGUACCGUUGUCGAAUCACUUCGAGCAACUAACGAGACCAACGUGGCAUGUGGCAUUCCGAUUCGCGAUGACAGUAAAACUAUGAUUGCAGUUACUGCAUCUAUCGGCGCCCUAGCUGUGCUGAUGGUCACCAUGCGACUUGCCCACCGUCUCAUCUCAGCGCAGGCAGAGCUCGGAUGGGAUGAUCUCUUGAUCGGUCUGGCUGGUGUAGCUUCUCUUUUCCAAAACGUGCCCGUUGUCGUUGCUGGUCAUCUCGGUUUCGGAAAGGAUAUGUGGGGAAUACCGCCGGAUGGCAUAACGAACAGCUUGAAGUGGUUAUACGUUACCUACUUUAUGUACCAGGUUGCCGAGUUCCUUUGUCAGCUUUCCAUCCUCGCCUUCUACCUACGAGUCGUAACCUCCGCCAAGCUCAAGCUGGUCACUUAUACUCUGAUGGGCCUUGUUACCUGUUUUGGGCUCGGAAACACAUUUGCUAUGAUGCUCCAAUGCAAGCCAAUCCACCUCUUCUGGGACGGCUGGAAGGGAACAAUGGCUGGAAAGUGCACCGUAGACGUUCGCCUCUUUGGGUUCGUCCGUGGAGGUAUCGAGAUUGUGCUUGACCUGGCAAUCUUGUCACUACCCUUGCCUGUGUUAGCGAGGCUGCAAAUGUCCUGGAAGAAAAAGUUCCAAAUCAUGUCGAUGUUCUGCGUGGGAUUCAUUAUAACCGUUGUUAGCUGUCUCCGUCUCUGGGCCCUUGUACGAUUCGAUCAGAGCGCGAAUCCUACGUAUGAUAACGUAUCAGGUGUCUACUGGUGCGUAACCGAAGCCAAUCUCUUCAUAGUCGUUGCGUGCAUGCCUGCUAUGCAUGGACUCUUCCAGAGGAUAAUGCGCCGGAUUGGGGGCAAAUCCGAGAAUUCCGGCUAUAGUAACUAUAGCCACGGUGACAGCAGCAAAUCCGGACAGCGGUCGGGGAACAGCCUUGCCUUUGGUGCUAUUUUGAAGUCUGUCGAUGUCAAGCUUCAACGUGAAGACCGUUCGGAGUCAGACGUCGAACUAGUGGAUCGUCCACCAUACCGUUAAGGAUAUCGUAAGGGGAGCGUAUUGGCAUUGGUGUGGGGUAUGGAGAUGAGUUCUCUGUGUAAAAGGGUUACACUACAUCUGGAGCUCUGCUUCUCGCGUGUCACGAUAAUCGUCCCUAUCUCUUGUAGUAGAGUUGUAGACAGAUAGUCGACUACCAUAACGUACG
Cucurbitaria berberidis CBS 394.84 is the source of this 1523-nucleotide messenger RNA. RefSeq lists its product as uncharacterized. The transcript has 6 exons. The record is from RefSeq and is a predicted model, not a curated record. Lineage: Eukaryota; Fungi; Ascomycota; Dothideomycetes; Pleosporales; Cucurbitariaceae. Bases 92 to 1357 code for a protein of 421 amino acids.